Messenger RNA from Stylonychia lemnae, 1140 nucleotides. NCBI's taxonomy places the organism in Eukaryota, Ciliophora, Spirotrichea, Sporadotrichida, Oxytrichidae. The record is from the annotation of a GenBank genome assembly.
AUGGAGCAUAAUUAAUCAGAGGAUAGCACUGGUCUUCAGGAUUCACAAAUGAAUUUUUCAGUCACUGAAAAUAGUUCGCUAAUUGAAGAUGAACAUAUUGCUAAUGAUCCAAUCAAGGACAUCCCCUAUAAUUUCUACGAAUUAACCAUCAAUGAGAUCUAUAAGAAUCACAGAGGAUUGAUCAUAACUACUUAAGUGAUCAUAGUAUUACUAUACUUACUUAAAUACUUCUAUCCAAAGGGAUUCAGAAACACUCAACAUAAAUUAAUCGCAUUUAUGUACCUAGUCUCUGCUUUCCAGAUCUUCCAAUCAAUCCUUCCAGGACCUAUAUUCGGUAGAAAGGGUGUCAAGUAUUAUUUAUUGCUAGUCACUGUCUUUCAGAUAUCGCUUCAUCUUUUUAAGAUUAGCUCAUUCACUAGAAAAAGGGUAGUCAGCAAUCAGGAAUAGAUAAGUGCUAAUUAUGAUAGAGUCUAUGAAUUGAAAUAGAACCCAUUUAGAAAUAACUUCAAAAUGUCUAUAAUCGAGAGCAUUCUAGAUAACUAAACUGGCUUUGAGAAUAAGAACUUUAUGAUUCCAAUAGACGUAGCAUAUUUGAAUCUAUUUGUAAUUGUAUUCUAAUUUGGCACUGAAUAUAUUGGCAUAACUGAUUACGACUAUUGGCAAUACAUGAUCCUUAGAUUGACUCCCUAUCUAUCAAUAGCCCUUCAAGUCUUUUUAAUCGAUGGUCUAAAAUCAAUAAUAAAAUAAAGUGACCCUUCAAUUGACUAUACUUUUGGAGUUAUCUAUAUAAUGUUCUUACUUUGUUCACUUAUUUAUGAUCUCGAGAAUUCUAAUGAUUCCACACUAUCAGAUUACUUUGACGAAUAGUUUUAAGAUGAUAUCAAAAUGAAAAAUGCAAAUAAGCUUACUAUUGAAAAAACGGACAAGACUCUAAAGAUGAUAAUAUAUAGAGUGAAUUAGGAUGGUGGCAUUCAGGGAAUUUUAUUGGACUUUUUCAUUGAUGAUGAUGGCAAUAUAGCGAAUGAGUUUUACAUUAUUGAUCAAGACGGCAAUCUAGUAAAAAUUGAAAAAGGAAUCAAGCCCUUAGAAGAUAAAUAACAAAUAUAGAAUGUCUUCAAGCAGUUUUUCCUUAAGAACUGA